AUGUUCAGCCAAAGGUUGAACUCCCAAAAGCCCGACGACGAAUUGCUCGCCAAUUUUCGCCAACAGUUCCCCCAAAUAGGUUCCACCGCCGAAGGGGGCUCUCCGGGCAUUUCUCAAACCGCUGGUGCCCCAGAUAUGAACCCAACGGCCCCCGUUGCCCCCAACAUUCGACCAGAAUUCCAUGAUCAGGACCCAACACCCAGAGCCAAUAACGACCCCUGGCGCUUCACGCCCUCGCUGCUGGAUGCCAACUCUUAUGCCUUUAGCGCUUUCGGUCAUGGCAACUCUGGUCUAUUUACCCCAGGCAUACAUGGACCGCAGCAAUUCUACCAGUCCCAAGCUGGCGAUCUGCAUACACCCACCAUGGCCAUGCUCCAGAGUGUCACGACGCCUUUCGGUGCACCUCCCUCCCUGGAAGCUAUGCAAUCUGGCGCAGUUAUGGACCCUUCGGCUUUUCACACCGUGCCCAGCCAACAUAUGCCUCCAUUUCAACCCUACCUCCAAGUACCUGGCCAACAAUUCGCGCCAUCAUCUUUUGUCCAACAAGACACAGGUUACGAAACCAUGGAGCAGGAUCCAUCGCCCAUGGGGUCUGAAGAACCUGACCCUCGGCUAAUUGGCUUGAAGAGCCAAUUAGCUGCCAACGCCGCCGCAAUGAGUCUUCCCUUGCCGCCAUCAGCAGAAAAGUUUCGAUUCCAUUCGACUCUCAACGCUGCCACGGCCAUGGUGAAGCAGGCUGACGAAAUUCCCAUCACUUACCUAAACAAGGGACAGGCCUACUCACUCUCCGUUGCCGAUACGCAAGGCGCUCUCCCAGUUCAACCCGGAACACGAUACCGAACUUUUAUCCGCGUUUCGUUCGAAGACGAAGAGCAACGCGCUAAGCCUAGCGUAUGCUGGGGUCUGUGGAAGGAGGGUCGAGGCACGAACGAGGCUCAUCAGCGCGGUGGCAAGCUCCAAGCAGUUGAGGUGUCAAAGGUAUCCCUGCCGAAAGCGGUGUCAAGGAUAGCAAGAGAAAGCGACAGAGCAUUGCUUCCAAGGCCAGCGUCGACUCGCGGACUGGGAAGGCCUUCUCUCGAAGACGAUUUGCACUUUCGACUACAGACGCUGCAAGACAUGUUUACUAGCACUCGCCCGAUCAGCGUACUGUUCUUGCGCGGCGAAGACCAAGACGAUAUGGAUCUGCACCCGGUCUCUAUGCCCGGUGAUCUGUCUCCUGCUACUCGCGAGGGGCGCAACUGGCAAGCACGCAGCGGACGUAGCUCCGUCCGUAGCUCUCUCGUUUCACCUUCGCCCAGCUCACUAUCCCUGGCAUCACAGUCGUCCACUGGCGGUCACUGGCAAAACUUUGACUCUCGCGGCCCCGACCAAGUUACGACAGUCAACCGAACGGAUGAUUCCGGUACACUAAGCGGAUGGAUUGAGGCGCUAGGCGUGGACCCGUCGUAUAGACCGCCGCAAGAACGCUCGCCUAAGCCUGUGGCCUGCUUCUACGUGCAAUAUGACAAUCAGUCCACGGAGAAGCGCGCAUAUCAUCGCGCCGUUUAUCUAUUCCAAAGGUCUCUUCCGGAGCUGAAAAAGCAGAUUGCUGCCAAGUUUGGGUUGGAGGAGAGCCGCAUGAAGCGAGCAAUUCACCGGCUGCCGAGCGGCCUCGAGGUUGAGCUGGAUAACGACGUUGUUCAAGAACUUCGCGAAGGACAGGACAUGCGACUCGAAGUGGAAGAGAUUGUCGAACAGCCUGGCAAGGAGUGGCAAAUGUCGGUUGACGGCGAAGAGGCGAAGGAGGAGAACCAGUCGCAACAAUCAGCGGGCUUGAUUCUGCGCCUUACAUUUUAA
Molecule: messenger RNA, 1836 nt
Organism: Akanthomyces muscarius
Lineage: Eukaryota; Fungi; Ascomycota; Sordariomycetes; Hypocreales; Cordycipitaceae
Exons: 6
Coding region: 1-1836 (611 amino acids)
Biological process (GO): regulation of transcription by RNA polymerase II
Cellular component (GO): nucleus
Molecular function (GO): RNA polymerase II cis-regulatory region sequence-specific DNA binding; DNA-binding transcription activator activity, RNA polymerase II-specific
Source: RefSeq, a predicted model, not a curated record